This is a messenger RNA of Purpureocillium lilacinum, 2262 nucleotides long. RefSeq lists its product as uncharacterized. Lineage: Eukaryota; Fungi; Ascomycota; Sordariomycetes; Hypocreales; Ophiocordycipitaceae. Gene Ontology annotation, molecular function: ATP-dependent H2AZ histone chaperone activity. Gene Ontology annotation, biological process: chromatin remodeling. The record is from RefSeq and is a predicted model, not a curated record. Gene Ontology annotation, cellular component: Swr1 complex.
AUGGAGAGGAAGAGGAAGCUGCCACCGCGGGCUGCCGCCCGGCUCGAGCAGGCAGCCAAGAGGCGGCAGUCGACACCUCGCGAACCAUCAUCGACACCUGCGCCGCCCCCGGAGCCCGUUCGAGAGCCGACACCACCGCCUCCUCCGCCGCCGCCGUUGCCCACGUCCAUUCAAGUCGGCCAGCCGCUUCCCACGGUCGACGAUCCACAGCCCCUGGACUUGUCUUCCAAGGAAUUCCAGUCUCUGUCGGAGAGCGGCGUCCUCACCGAGUCCCUGUCCCGCUCGCGUCACAAAUGGAUCAACGAGGGUCUUUUCGAAAAAUACUGGACCAAGCCCUACAAGCGAAAAGGCGUCCUGCAUCAGGACCCUAACAACCCGCCAAAGGACAGCAUGACCAAGGUCGGCACCGUCACGAUUACUAUCGAGCCGCAUAUCGUCGAAGCGACCAUGUUCGCUGUCAAGGCAUCGAAGCUGCCACCACAGGAUCCGCCGCCGUCUUCGGCGCAGAAGCAAUCCCCAUCGCCGGCGCCGGCGCCGAAGUCACAGCCGCAGAAACAGCAAAAGCAGCCAGCGCUAGCACGGCCUGUCCUCCAGUAUGGUCCUCCCAACGGGUCGAUGCCCCCUCCGCCGACCCCGACUCCCGCGGCAGCUUCGCCGGCGCCCAUGCCCGUGCCCGCCCCAACCAAGCCUGUUGCGUCUCCUAGCCCGGCGCCGCAGCGUGCUUUGCAAUCGCCAUCACCAACUCCGCAGGCUCAGCCCCCUCCUCAAGUCGCGGCUCCGAGGCCCACUCCUCCUCAGCCUGCCGCUCAACGACCUGUCCUCUCGCCGAGCCCGGGUGCUCCGCCUCGACCGUCACCUGCGCCAUCACCAGUGCCGCCGACGGCGAUCCCGCACAAUCCCGGCACCCGGCCUCCCUCAAACCCUCCACCGAGACCGGCGGUGGCUCCUCCGCCCGCCGCUCCCCACCUGGCGCAACCUGGGAAUCGUCCUCCCGGGUCUCUUGCGCCCGCAGCUCCGCCCCCAGGCGCCGCUGGUGCGAAGCCAGCGCCAGUCAAACCGGCUGCCAAUGAUCCAGUCAUCGCCCUUCUCGCCCAGAAGGCGUCUGGGGACCCCGAGCUACGCGAUCUAAUGAAACGCGUGGCCGUGGGGCAGGCCAAAGAAGGGGAGCUGGCCAAGUUCCAGAAGAUAAUUGAUCAGCUGAAUGCAGAAUACAAGUCCAGGGGAGGCCAGCAGGGGCCGUCCGCCGAUAGACUGCUCGUUGACGGACGCACCGUCAAGUAUUUUGCGGAUGAGGUUCGAACGAUACUAGAUAUUGUUCUCGCAUCAAACCCGAACCAAAAAUCCAGCGAACUACGGCCACCGCCGCGGAGCGACCCUCUCGUCGUUUUGCUUGUGAAGACGGCUCUGGAAGACCAAAGGACCAAAGACAUGAUCCGCCGCAUCGCGGAAGGCCGUCCUGGUUUCACGGAUGCGCAGGAUCUCAAAGAAAUACUAGAUCGACUACAUCGCGACGCAAAGACUGUCCCCAAAGCACCUCCGCCGACUCCGCCUCAGCCAAGACAGCCAACACCAAACGGGGUGCCCAAUGGUCACGCAAAGCCGCCAACGCCUUCUGCCGUACCGCAAGCGAACCCACAGGCGUUGCGCUCGAAAGGACCGCCACCCGCUGCCCGGCCAGAUAUAUCAGCCGUUGUGUUCGAUUUCGGCACUGGGGACCGGUAUCUGUUUCCCAAGUUUAGCAUACUAGAGUUUCUGCCCUCUCCGUCUGGCCAGCAGGUUGUAGCCUCGUUCCUGAUUGUCCGCAAGGGCAGCGUUUCGGAUUAUGGCGGGGACCCGGCCCUGGACUACUAUCAGCCCGUCACCAUUCGUCUUCAGACAAGCUCUGGCCGGCACUUGGAAAACCUGGCGCGGGUCGUGGCCCCGCAGGAUGAAGUGCGCCGUUACAUGGAUGAUGUCAUGGACAACAUGACGCGCGCAGAGUACGUGUUGCUGGCUAUGCGACUGCCACGAGUUGAGCAGGACGGCGACGUCGACGGCCCCGUGGCUGUCGACGAGCCCAGAACGGGGGUGUCCACGCCAAAAUCGGAGCCAGAGACGGAGCCAGCGCGGCCAACCAAACUGGGAGUGCUAUGGACUACGAAUGCGAACAAGCCACUGGACUCGAGCGGCACAAUCAAAUUCAGAGACCCGGAGCAAGAGGCCCAGGCAAAGUACGAGCGCCUGAUUCGGUCUGUCGCCGCCAAGGAGACGGAGCCUCUGUGA